AUCGAUUCUCUGUGGGAACGGUUCGCGUAAUUUUCUCAGCUCCGUCAGUCAGUGAAGAAUUCUACAAAAGAAAGGAAGAAAAAACAGUUGCAGCAAGCGCAACAGAGAUACAUUUGAUCUGGAAAAAUAAAUGAAUAGAGCUGGAAAUUCCGUAUAAACAAAAAACUGUUACUCUGUGUGCCACGUUCCGAUUUGGAUUUUGUUUUUCCGUGUCCGGAAUUGGUGUCGAAAGUGUAGGAAUUUCUGUGUCACUUCUACUAAAAUAGCAUACAAAAGAUGUCAGAGCCCGCAGCCCAACAACAGCAGCCGCAAAAUGGCAAGGAGCGCUCCAAGUCCACGGAGGAGAAAGAGAUACCGCGCGAACCGGCGCUCGUCUGCAAAGACAUCGAUAUAAAGACUGAACUAGAAAGCCUAGUGAAACUGCUGGAUGGCAAGAUCUACAAAGAGGAGGAGGUGGCCAUGGAGGAGCUGCAUCAGUAUUUGAUCGAGGACGAUGGCUCCUGGGCAUUGGGUGACAAUUUUCUGGUCUUUGUGCAGCGCGUGCUGCGCGAUACCCAGGCCUUUUCACCGGACACACGGAUACACCUGAUACGCACAUUGGCCUAUGCCGCGCUCAAGGACGAUGUCAUCAUCAUUUUGCACCAGGAUCGCCGGGACCACACGCUGAUGAACUUUGCCCAGGACAUUGAUAAGCACACACCCGAGGAACAGCAGGCAUGGGCCAUGUUUAUGUGCAAUCUGUUUGAGAAUGUGGGUCCCUCCGAGUGGCUGCUGUACAUUUCCGAGUGGGAAUACAAUGGCCAGACAACAUCGAAUAUACGCGUAACCACCAAGGUGGCCGUCCACUGCAUUCUCUCCAAUUGUCCGCAGUUGAAAAACAUUGGCAGCAUGAUCCUCUACAAUAUUGCCAUCAAGGAGGUCAAGACUGUGGUCUUUGAUGACAUUGCCGUGGAGCUGGCCAUGGCCAUUCUGCAGUUCUUCCAGAGCAGCCCGAAUGAGGAUCAAAUCUAUCGCACAUUGAAGGCACUCGCACGCUUCAUCGAGGUCUCGCAAGACGUACCAAUGAUCAUUCAGAUGAUUGGACCGCAUCCAAAACAAUUUAGCGGCAAGAGCGAGCGUGUCGAUGAGCUGGUAAAGAUCAUUAGUCGCAAAGUGCCCGCCUAGACCCUAGAUGCGGCUCCUUCCAAAAACAUAACCAUAGUGACAGCCCCCCCCCUCACACCCUUUUCUAUCUAGUACUCGUAUAUUUUAGAUCUUUCUCUUUUGUAAAGCAUUUUGCGCGACACAAUAAACACACAUUUGUAGCCCAGAUUA
Molecule: messenger RNA, 1314 nt
Organism: Drosophila subobscura
Lineage: Eukaryota; Metazoa; Arthropoda; Insecta; Diptera; Drosophilidae
Exons: 6
Coding region: 277-1164 (295 amino acids)
Source: RefSeq, a predicted model, not a curated record